AUGAGGAGUGGAAGGUGCUAUUCACCUGAGACGUCUAUAGAGGCAGACAAGGCAAAAGCCAAAGCUAAGGCAGUGGUAGUGGUAGUACAAAAAAUAUUCAAUGAAGAACCUUCACCGAACAUUAAUGAGCCAGUGACUGAAGCUCAGGGUCGUGAAUUCCUAAGGUAUCUCCUCCAAGAAGAUAAUCAAAUGACUGAUGCUUUGGCUACCUUGGCGGUAAUGUUUAAAGCUAAUAAGUGGACAUACAUGAUGCCAAUAAAGAUCCAAGUAUAUGAAUCUCCGACUCAUUUUUAUCUUCUAGAAGAAGAAACGGAUGGCCAUCCAUGGUACCACGAUAUCCUACAGUAUAUGAGGUACCUAACAUAUUCUCCCGGUGCAUCUGAAAUUGACAAGAAAACAAUAAGAAGAAUGACAACUGGAUACUUCCUUGAUGGGGAGAUCUUAUACAGAAGGGGCAGUGACCAAGUUUUAUUGAGAUGUGUAAUUGCCAAAGAAGUAAAAAAUGUAAUUGAAGAGGUGCAUGGAGGAGCAUGUGGAACACAUACAAAUGGUUUAUCUAUGGCCAGAAAGAUCAUGAGAUAA
Messenger RNA from Hibiscus syriacus, 582 nucleotides. RefSeq lists its product as uncharacterized. The transcript is spliced from 2 exons. The coding region runs from base 1 to 582 and encodes 193 amino acids. Lineage: Eukaryota; Viridiplantae; Streptophyta; Magnoliopsida; Malvales; Malvaceae. The record is from RefSeq and is a predicted model, not a curated record.